CUUGACACUAUUUGAGCUGUUGGCUAACAACAAUGAAGAGGAGGGGUAGAAAUUUAAACCGUGCUGUCGUAUUUUACUAAGCUUCUUCAAGUCAAGGGUCAAGAUGAACUGGACACUAUGGGAAUCAGUUGCUGGGGGCGUACUUUGGUCCUGAAACCUGGGAUGAACUGGCCAAGCUGAGUUGUAAUUUGCCCACCAUCACAACUGGAUGCAGAGAUCUCUUAUUUUGUUAGCUCCCAAGACUGCCUGUCUACGCCUACAAACUCCUCGAGCACUUGUUAGGAGUCAGCAACUCUUGAAAGCGUGUAGAUCCUUUCCUGUCUCUUCAUGCUUUGGACAUCAACUACCUCCACCCGUGUAUGUGCUUAAUUGUUCCAGGGCAAUCUGUACCUUGUCCAUAGUAUCCCAUAAUCACAGCCUCCUCCAAAACUAUCUUCCUCGGUAUUCUCCGCAUCGGUGUUUCUCCAACGAGCCAGAUAUGGCAGAGCAGAGGUUCCUUGUGGAAUACGCCAAACGUGGCACUGCAGGUUGUAAGAAAUGCAAGGACAAAAUCCAGAAGGGCAUAGUACGGAUAGGGAAGAUUGUGCCAAACCCUUUCAGUGAGUCUGCAGGGGAGAUGAAAGAGUGGUAUCAUGUGAAGUGCAUAUUUGAGAAGCUGGAGAGGGCAAGAGCCACCACGAAGAAGAUUGAGGACAUCACGGAUCUGGAAGGCUGGGAGGAGCUGCAGGAUGAAGACAAGGAUCUCAUUAACAAACAUGUUUCAGACCUAAUGGCCAAAGUCAAUGCAAGUCCAAAGAAGAAGGUGCAGGGCAAACUGAACACCACAGGCCAGCUGAUGGGUCCUCCUGCUGACCCAUCUGUCAACGCUCCACGCAAGUUUUCAGGCUUCACUGCUGCGAAGGCUGGCACCUCCAGCAGCUCAGGACCAUCAUCCUCUUCCCCCGCCAAAGCCAGCCAAGGCAGCGCUCUGUCCUCCCAGCUCUGUGACCCCCAGCACAAGGACUGCCUCUUCAGAGAGUUUCGCAAGCUCUGUGCUAUGGUGGCAGAAAACAACAGCUAUAAUGCCAAGACACAGAUUAUUGAGAAGUAUCUCAAGAAGGGCUCAGCUGGAGAUAAGUUCCACGGAGAUCUUUUCCUGACCGUGAAACUGCUCUUGCCAGGCGUCAUAAAAAGUGUCUACAACCUCAAUGACAAGCAGAUUGUAAAACUCUUCAGCCGCAUAUUCAGGUGUGACCAGGAUGCCAUGGUGCGCGAUCUGGAACAGGGCGAUGUAUCUGAGACAGUGAGGAUGUUCUUCGAGGAGAGUAAAUCAUUUCCUCCGGCUGCCAAGAGCCUACUGACCAUCCAGGAAGUGGACGCAUCCCUGACCCGCCUCGCCCAGCUGACCAAGGAGGAUGAGCAACAGACUGAGCUGGAAGAUAUUGCCAAAAAAUGCACCAGCAAUGACCUGAAAUGCAUCAUUCGACUUAUUAAGCAUGACUUGAAGAUGAAUGCCGGUGCAAAACAUGUCCUGGAUGCUGUGGAUCCAAAUGCUUAUGAUGCCUUUAAGGCCUCACGUAAUCUGGGUGAUGUGAUCGAACGGGUGUUGAGGAAUCAGCAGGAGGCGUCUAAUGGUUCAGGACCCAGGAAACUCCUCACUGUGGAGGCCUCUCUCAUGACCCCUGUUCAGCCUAUGUUGGCAGAGGCAUGUAAAUCCAUCGAGUACGCCAUGAAGAAAUGCCCCAACGGGAUGUACUCAGAGAUCAAGUACGAUGGAGAGCGUGUGCAGGUCCAUAAGAACGGAGACAACUUCAGCUACUUCAGCCGCAGCCUCAAACCAGUGUUACCACAUAAAGUGGCCCAUUUCAAAGAGUACAUCCCUCAGGCUUUUCCCGGAGGCAACAGUAUGAUACUGGACGCUGAAGUCCUCCUAAUUGACACAAAGACCAGUAAACCCCUGCCCUUUGGGACCUUGGGCGUACACAAGAAAGCAGCCUUUCAAGAUGCCAAAGUGUGCCUUUUUGUUUUCGACUGUAUCUACUUCAAUGGCGUGAGCCUCAUGGAGAGGCCGCUGCGUGAACGCAGGAAGUUCCUACAUGACAAUAUGGUGGAAGUCCCCAACAGGAUCUUGUUCUCAGAGAUGAAACAUGUCACUAGGGCAGCAGAUCUGGCUGAUAUGAUAACUCGUGUCAUCAGAGAGGGACUUGAGGGUCUGGUGCUAAAAGACAUAAAGGGCACCUAUGAACCAGGAAAACGCCACUGGCUGAAGGUGAAGAAAGACUAUUUGAAUGAAGGUGCGAUGGCAGACACAGCUGACCUGGUGGUGCUGGGGGCCUUCUACGGAAAAGGCUCAAACGGGGGCAUCAUGUCCAGUUUUCUGAUGGGUUGUUAUGACCCAGACUCUAAGAAAUGGUGCACAGUCACCAAGUGCUCUGGAGGCUACGAUGACGCCACCCUGGCCAGGCUCCAGAAGGAGCUGGAUGUGAUCAAAAUCAGCAAGGAUCCAAGCAAAAUCCCAGGCUGGUUGAAAAUCAUCAAGAACUAUUAUCCAGAUUUCAUCAUCCGCGAUCCUGAGCAAGCACCUGUCUGGGAGAUCACAGGUGCAGAGUUUUCCAAAUCAGAAAUGCACACUGCUGAUGGCAUCUCUAUCCGCUUUCCCCGCAUGACGCGCAUCCGUGAUGACAAGGACUGGAAGACUGCCACCAACUUGCACCAGCUUAAAGAGCUGUUUCGCAUAUCAAAGGAGAACUGUGACUUUAAAGUGACAGCCGGACCGUCUACAUCUAAUGAUGACAAGGGCUCAUCAGGAGGGGACAGCGGAGGAAACUCCCCACCGUCCUCAUCCCACAGAGGUCCUCCUCCCAAGAAGACCAGCAACAGCGCUCCACCUAAACCGAAGGUGGUGAAAUCUCAGCCUCGCACCCCUGGCUCGGAAGCACCAGUUGCCAAGAAGGCGAAGAAGAGUGAAAGUGUUCAGAGCAACGGACAAACCAAAACAAAGGCAACCUCGCAACUGCUGGAGCCAAGAAAUGACAAGACUCUGCUGGACAUCUUCAGCGGGGUGAAGCUUUUCCUGCCCGUCUCAGUGCAGGACUUUGACAAACUGAGGCGCUACUUUGUGGCGUAUGACGGAGACCUCGUCCCGGACUAUGACACCGCCUCAGCCACACAUACUCUGGCUGAACCUGAAGAGAACAGCCAGGCCCAGAAGGUCACACCCAGCUGGAUCUGGGAGUGUAUCCGCAAGAGACGCGUUGUACCUCCCUGUUAAUAAGAAGAAAAAAGAACACUGCACAUUUUAUACACUGCGUUUACCUGUAAUGCACAUCAGUGUCACUUAAAUGAUAACUCUGGUAGUUUUGAACCUGAUAUUGAUAUGAACCAAAAUGUUUGGAAUCAGUGCAGGAAUGAGCAGCUGCUGCAGUGUAAUCCACUGGGCAAAAGUACAUGUCAAAGUACAUGCACUGAAGUGCUUGUUUUUGCCACUGACAGAUUGUUGCUCAGAUUGUUAUUAUAAGUGUCUGAGAACAUAAUGGAUAGGAUUCCUACAGAGACAGACCUUUUCAGUAAAGAAUAAGAUCCUGUGCACAACCACACUCCAUUGACAAAAACAGUAAUUUUACUAAGCAGAACACAGGAGCUGACAGAAUACCACUGCCUCGACUGGUUUGUUUGUGUCAUUAUGUGACUUUCAGUGGUGGGAGAAGUAUUGUGUUAUUAUGUGGUGCUUUUACAUAAGUACAGGUACCACAUAAAUAGAAGUACCACACAAUAAUACAAACAUAAACAAACUAACCGAUCAAAGCAGUGAUAUUCCAGUAACAGAACAAUGAAGCCUGGUAGUGAUACAUAGAGACGUUUCUGGUAAAACAAAAAGGAUCUUACUCUUUAAUAAAAAGGUCUGUCUCUGUAGGGAUCCUGUCCAUAAUGUUGGCAGACACUUGUAAUAACAACCUGAAGCCUGUCAGUGGGAAAAACAAGCACUUUAUUCAGUGUACUCUGACAGACACAUGCACCAUUUGUUUAUAUUGCAGCAGCUCACUGCAGCUACUUUACUGAUUCCAAAGAUAUUUGUCUCCAUCAAUCAUUUACACUCUAAACAUGGCAAAAUAAAGGUUUAAAAAUAUCAGAGUUACCCUUUAAAUCCAUGUUAAACCACAUGAGCAGGGUUGAUCUUUCUGCUUUGGGGACAUUACUGUGACAUCAGACACUGUCCAUGGGUUCACUUACCCACAGUGAUUUCUAUUUAUUCUUUUCAAGCCCUUUGUGUUUUGAACAUUUGCAAACCAGCAGGGGCCACAUACAGCAUUCAUUUACUUGCAGAGUUUCAGUUUUUGAAUGCUGGUGAUAGAUGUAGAGUUUUCUAAGAAAAUUCACUGAGACGCGGUUAAAUCAGCCACACGAAUAGAGUGCAGUCCUGAAAAGCUUUUUAAAAAGAGAUCAUGUAACAAAUCACAGAACGAACUUGGAAAUGAAUAUGCAAUUGAAGUAAAAUAAUGGGUUUCAACAACAUGAAUGAUUUUUACUGUGACAGGGAAACAUUUGUAAGGUAUUAAACCCCAGCUCAUGAACUAGGAACAACCAGACUGGUGGGCCACUGAAUAAACAACGUACUGAUAAAGAUAAUAAAAAUGCCUUGGUAACAUCAUUCUAAUGCUAUUUAUAUCCUUCAAUUUGCACUGCAGCUACUUGCAGUAAAAGCAGCCAUAUUACAAAUAGGACGUUAAUGGAUUUCUGAUGACAUAACCACUGCCCUGCCAAACUACUGCCUUCCUGUCUGAGAUAAGGAAAAAAAACAUUUUCCUAAAUAAACAUUUUGGAGAGUGCUGUUCAUGUUCUCAAAUUUGCCAACAUCAUAUGAGAGGAAUUAGUUGUUUUAAAAGGCUUCCUCCUCCUAAACCAAAUACAUUUCACUCUGAUUCUAAAUCAUGAGACUGUACAAUCCGAUGAGAUGCUGAGAGGGUUUUUUACUGCAGCUUCCUGCAUCUGAAUGGCUUUCAAGGAUAAUUCAGAUUUGCUUCUUUAUCCCUGGGAUACUUUAGGCUAUGAGGUGGCUUAAUUAAAUGUUUGAAUGUAUUAAAGCUCUGAUGGAGCAAAAUCCACAUGAACCUGCUCUGUUUCCCCGAAAAGAUACACUGGAGAAAGAACUCCUUUGCCUCCAUAUUCCUCCCUCCCAGGCUAAAAUAUUAAUACUGCAGUCGAUGACUGACAGAGCAUCUCAAAGGAAUAUACUUCCAGUGUCACGAGCUAAAUGGAUAUAUUUUGUAGCAAUGAUCCUUUUAAUUGGCAUUAAGUUAAGCAAUUAUUCAAAUGAUCAAAUAUUUGCAUUCUGCUUCAAAGACACAUUUUCUUGCAAAUCUGGUCCAGACACUUUCACUAACCUUUGGUCGGACAUUUUGGCAGAGGUUUAUAUUUGGCUCUCGUCAGGAAUCAGUCUCAUCCAGUUUUCUCUUUCCCAAGGAGGGUCCUCCUUUAGAUCGACUCCACCACUGCAAGUCAAACUCUUCUUUGAUGUGACAAGGCUAGAAGUGGAGCAGACGACAGGGUUGAUUUAGAACUACUUUCCAAAAAAACUCUGAAAUAUAAAACAUUAAUUUUGGCUAUGUUCAUUUUGAAAGCACUCAUUUCAUUUCAACUGAUGGACCAACUCCAAAAUAUAUAAUUAAUGCAACUGUAGGGAGGAAAAAAUACAAAAGUUUCAUCAAUUUCCUUCCACUCACUAUUAGUCAAUUAAUGUGUUUGCCAUUCUGUAGGUUGGAGUUUGAGGUGAGUUUUGACCUCUUGAGGGGUUACAGGCUUUUCAUUCAGACACUCUGGUGCUUUCACUAACGUUUCUGUUGGUCUGUGCUGUUUUUGAACAUACAUGUAAUUUUAUUAAUGCAAAAUAAAACAAAAGUGUAAUUGGAAAAUUACAACAAACCCAUGAAUCACUUAAUCAAACCUGCCACACAACUUAGGCUCAUAUAUUAUUACUUUAGUCGAGGAAACGAAUGUGUGUUGGAAAGUCUUCGAGGGUUUUUGUGUAUUGUUUUGUAUAUUUCCAUGCAAAUGUUGGUUUGUGUGGUACAGAAAUCAGUUUGAAGACGUUUUGAGUUGUGUAAUUCAUAAAGUGAACACCAAUACUGGAUUAAUAUUACUACAAAUGACAAAAAUGAAUGCAUACUUCAUGUUCACUAUGAUAGAUUACACAAUUUAAGGAAGUUUCAAGAGGCUAAUACUGUAUUUUUAUAGUGAAUGAAAAUAAAUUUGAAUCCAAUAAACGCCUCUGCUUCUGACUGCA
Messenger RNA from Lates calcarifer (barramundi perch), 6259 nucleotides. RefSeq names its product ligase III, DNA, ATP-dependent (gene lig3). Gene Ontology annotation, biological process: DNA recombination; DNA biosynthetic process; mitochondrial DNA repair. Gene Ontology annotation, cellular component: DNA ligase III-XRCC1 complex. NCBI's taxonomy places the organism in Eukaryota, Metazoa, Chordata, Actinopteri, Centropomidae. Gene Ontology annotation, molecular function: zinc ion binding; DNA ligase (ATP) activity; DNA binding. The record is from RefSeq and is a predicted model, not a curated record.